AUGCAACACGACCUGGUGACGGCCCGGGAGGAGUUGGUGCGUGUUUCAUCGGUGGGCUUCUGGCCAUGCCCGUGCCAUCAUCCCGGGUGUCGUACCGUUACAGUGGUCAACCGCCCUGUCCUUCUGAUCAGACGCGCAACACCACUCAGACCGACAGUGCGGCGGCGGAGGAGGAGGACGACGAGGAGAAGGGGGAGGAGGGGGAGGGGGGGGGAGGAGGACUCGGAGGGUAGCGGUGACGAUAGUGAGCCAGGGUGGACACCGGAGACUCAUGGCGGUGGUGGUGCGGACGGGGGAGGAGAUGAGGAUGAGGAGAUGGAAGGGUUGGAGCCAGAGGGGGUAGAGGAGGGGGUUGGUGAGGGAGGAGGGUUUGCCGCGGCUACGGCAGAGGAGGCAUCUCAGCACGUAGGCAGAGGACGGCCGCGCGGAGGUGUUAAGGUUGGGCAAAAGAGGCCGUUGAUUGGAACCAGGAAGAAGAAAGCUGAGAAGGCGAGGACACGGGCGUAUCCUUGCACCUUCAGAGGGGUGGAUCUGGGCGAGGGUGUGGUGCUCCAGAGUUCCUCGACGAUGAUGGACAGCCCGAGAGUAGCCAGGGGAGUGGCAAGGGGGGGCAGAGGAAGCGGGGGUGGCGAGUACAUAUGCGAGCGCCACUUCGAGAGCUUCCACACUGCUCACAUGGAUGUGUGGUAUCAUCGUUACCACAACCCACAUGUGCAGCUGCCGGGCGAGACGUUCCCGAGGGGGGGCUACGUGGGAGUGCCGGACGGCUACGUAUACUAUUGGCCGCAUGCAGAAAAGUGGCCGAACAUCCCAAAGAAGGGUGGGAGGGCGGAGGGGCGAGGGGCUGAGGGGUCCGGCGUCGCUGGGAUCAAGACCUACAUGUCGAAGAAGCUGUCAGAGGUGGAGCUUCGUCAGACGAUCGCCAAACUGGUGGUGACCUGCGACCUACCUUUCAAGAUUGUGGAGGCUGAGGCGUUUCGCGAGCUUCUAACCCUGUGCAACCAACACUGCGGGGACAAGAACUUCAUACCGUCGCGAUGGACGGUGGCACGCGACAUUGUGGCGUAUGCGGCGGCCGCUCUGUCGGCGGCCAAAGCGGAGCUGCAGGGGAAGGAGGGGGAUCUGGGGUGCAAGGUGUCAAUAACCAUUGACAUCUGGACUGCACCCAAUGGGAAGGCGUGGCUAGUAGUGACGGGUCACUGGAUAGACGAGUCUUUCCAGCUGCGUGAGGCAGUGCUCGAGUUUCGCGAACUGACUGGUCGUCAUGGAGCAGUGCAGAUCGCGCAGGUCGUGGAGGACACGGUGGUGAGGUGGGGGUUGGAGAGGCGUUGUAUGGGCCUCACCUCAGACAACGCCUCGUCAACAUUGCCGCGCCCGAAGGGGGCCGCAGCACUAGAGAUUGCUAUUGAGGGCGAGGGUGCGGAGGAGGAGGAGGAGGAGGAGGAGGAGGAGGAGGAGGAGGAGGAGGAGGAGGAGGAGGAGGAGGAGGAGGAGGAGGAGCACCAGGAGGAGGAGGAGGAGGAGGAGGAGGAGGAGGAGGAGGAGGAGGAGUUGGGGGAUGAGGUGGAGGUGGAGAAGGCGCCUGAGGUGGAAGUGGCGGAGGAGGCGGGUGAGGGGAGAGGGGUGGACGCAGGAGCGGGUGGAGGAGAGGGUGUUGUUGGUACCGAGGGUGGGUCAGGGAUGUAG
This is a messenger RNA of Closterium sp. NIES-65, 1686 nucleotides long. NCBI's taxonomy places the organism in Eukaryota, Viridiplantae, Streptophyta, Zygnematophyceae, Desmidiales, Closteriaceae. The record is from the annotation of a GenBank genome assembly.